AUGAACAGCCAAACAGUAGAUGCCAACUUGAUCAAAAGUCAACUUCAAUCGCUUGAUCUAUUAAAACAAAAGACACAGGCAUUGAUUGAUGUAAAGAAUACACUUUUAUCAAAGACAGAAUUAUUAGAACAAAAGAAGGGCCUGCUAGAACAAAUCAAUACAGAAAAACAGCGAUUGUCUAAAGAAAAGAGAUUAUUAUUCGAUAUGCUUCAAAGUAUUCAACGUGAUUUAGAUUCAGUCACGGAAGUAGAGACACAAUUGACAAGAGAGCACGAAGAAUUAGAAAAGAAUGUGGCCAAGUAUAGAAUAGAACAAUAUGAACCACUUCAAGAACCAGAUGAGGUCAAUGAGAUACGUGCACAGAGCGGAAUGAUCAAAUUACCGCAUAUCCAGCAGGAAUUGGAGGCACAAAUGGCCAAAUUAUUAGAAGACAGAAGGAUGAAAUGGCAAGAGUCGAGCAAUAGAAGGAGAUAA
Messenger RNA from Rhizopus microsporus ATCC 52813, 474 nucleotides. RefSeq lists its product as uncharacterized. The record is from RefSeq and is a predicted model, not a curated record. The transcript is spliced from 4 exons. Bases 1 to 474 code for a protein of 157 amino acids. Gene Ontology annotation, cellular component: nucleus. Lineage: Eukaryota; Fungi; Mucoromycota; Mucoromycetes; Mucorales; Rhizopodaceae. Gene Ontology annotation, biological process: positive regulation of neuron differentiation.